Molecule: messenger RNA, 261 nt
Organism: Arabis nemorensis
Lineage: Eukaryota; Viridiplantae; Streptophyta; Magnoliopsida; Brassicales; Brassicaceae
Source: the annotation of a GenBank genome assembly
AUGGCAGCAUCAACAUCAGGAGGUAAAGCCAAGUACAUAAUCGGUGCUCUCAUCGGAUCUUUCGGAAUCUCAUACAUCUUCGACAAACUUAUCUCCGAUAAUAAGAUCUUUGGAGGGACUACUCCAGGAACUGUCUCUAACAAGGAAUGGUGGGCGGCGACGGAUGAGAAGUUCCAAUCAUGGCCAAGAACCGCUGGUCCUCCCGUCGUGAUGAAUCCCAUCAGCCGCCAGAAUUUCAUCGUCAAGUCGCGUCCCGAAUGA